GCCAGUUGUUCGAAAGGCUGUUAAAUUUAACGGUCCGUUAUAUCUGAUAACGAAUCAUUAAAUUUAAUCGUUAUGUUAAAUUCUGUUGCUCAAACUUAACGGAUGAAUUUAACGUUAGUUUUAACAGAAGAUUCUCCUGCUAAACUAAUCAAGCUUUGGAGCUCCGUUAAAAUUUAACAGAGCUUUCCAAGAUGGCUGCCGCUUUGUUUGUCAAUGUGCGAAAGCAACGUGAAUAUAGGCACACGACCCACGUACAGAACCUAAACGACAAUGAAAUGUUGGAGAGGUACCGCUUUUCAAAUAAUGGCAUAAAUUAUCUUGAAAAUUUACUGUUAGAUGACCUCAAGAGGCCCACACAUCGUAGUUGUGCUUUGUCACCUAAGCAACAAAUUUUAAUUGCAUUGAGAUUUUUUGCCACUGGUUCUAUGUACCAAGUAAUAGGAGAUACUAUGGGCUUCAACAAAGGGACCGUCAGUCGGGCAGUAGAUAGUGUGACCAAUGCUUUAUUGGGCCACUUUAAAGAUUUUGUAUCAUGGCCCACUCCAGAUGAAAAGAAAAAGAUUUCUACUGGAUUUUACCAGCUCGCUGGUUUCCCAAACGUGAUAGGUUGUAUCGACGGAACACACGUAAGGAUACAGGCUCCUGCUGGCGAUGAAGCUUCCUACGUCAACAGAAAAGGAUUUCAUAGUAUUUCAGUCCAAGCAGUUUGUGAUGACAAAGGAAGAUUCACCAGUGUAAAUGCGAGUUGGCCGGGAUCGUGUCAUGACAGUCAUAUCUUUAGGACGUCUGGAUUAUGCCAUAAGCUAGAACGGGAAAACAAGGCGUUUUCUGAUGGUGUAUUACUAGGCGACAGUGGGUAUGCAUGCAGACCCUUUUUAAUGACCCCAUUUCUUGUGGCAGACACGGAAGGCAAAGUACGUUACCAGCAAAGUCACACAAGGACACGUGUCACAAUAGAAAGAGCAUUUGGACAAUUGAAACGCCGCUUUCAUGUCCUUCAUUCUGAAAUAAGACUGGCACCAUCUAAGGUUUGUCGAGUUGUAUGUGCUUGUGUUGCACUUUUCAACAUAGCGAUCUUGUUGAAUGAGCCUGAACUUGAUGACUGGAACCAGGAUGAAGCUGUAGACCUGGAAAAUGAAGACAUAGCCGAUGCAGAAAGAGAUGGCAGCACUGUUCGAAAUUUUAUUGUGCAUCAAUAUUUUGCAUAAU
Mercenaria mercenaria is the source of this 1209-nucleotide messenger RNA. Its product is annotated as putative nuclease HARBI1. Lineage: Eukaryota; Metazoa; Mollusca; Bivalvia; Venerida; Veneridae. The record is from RefSeq and is a predicted model, not a curated record. Bases 192 to 1208 code for a protein of 338 amino acids. The transcript has 4 exons.